Molecule: messenger RNA, 1823 nt
Organism: Sardina pilchardus (European sardine)
Lineage: Eukaryota; Metazoa; Chordata; Actinopteri; Clupeiformes; Clupeidae
Gene: spata6
Product: spermatogenesis associated 6
Exons: 13
Coding region: 74-1519 (481 amino acids)
Biological process (GO): spermatogenesis
Molecular function (GO): myosin light chain binding
Source: RefSeq, a predicted model, not a curated record
CGAAGUUUGAAACGUGGGUGGAGUGACUCCACCUAGAAAGUAGCCAAGUCAAACAGUCGGCAUUUGAGUCGGGAUGCCUCAAAAAAGAUUGAAAUGCACAGUAGAACUCGAGAUUCAGGCUAUCACGUGUCCUGGGGUUCUGUUGCCCUCUCAGGAAGACAUUUACCUCAGUGUGCGCAUCAUGGACCAGUUUCAAAAGACCCAUUGCGUGCCUGCCGUCUUUCCUCUUUUGUUCCACAAAAAAAUGGUAUUUACCAAGUCUUUCUCCCAUGUAGUUGACCCCAGUGGCAUUGCUGACCUCUUAGAAUGUGAUACAACAUUCUUUGAGCUAAUUCAGCUGGUACCACCAGAGGGGGAAAUCUGGGCUACCCUUGAGGAGAACACCCGUGAUUUCCUCUACCCUGGGCCGUGCGUCCUGUCCAAAUCCCCCUGUCCACAGAGAGAGCUCCUGAUGAAGAAAUCCAUCACCUUUCCUGGAAUCUCACCCAAAGUGGAAUUCUCCACCACCACCACCAUAGAGGAAUGUGAGGCGAGGGAACGGCGGCCUGCUGCAUCCUCGAAUUCCGGCAAAUCCCCUGCUAAAGCUGCCAGUGCCAGUGUCAGGAGGAGCCCUGGCACCGCGGGCAAGAAAGGGCCGGGCACGAGCAGCGCAGGCGCGCCGGCAUCCAGCGGCUAUGACAGACCCACCGUCGCCUGGCUGACCCGCACGCCCUCGCCCUACACCCACCGGAGGAUGUGCCAGCUGUCGGAGGAGGCCAGGCAGCGCCUCUGCCACCUCCAGCUGGGGCCGCACGCCUUCAGGAAGGAGACGUGGCGACAGCCCCCCUUCGUGGUUCCCCGCAGUCUGAGCACUUCAGUGCUGGAGACCUCGUCGUGUCCACCAUCCCUCUCUUUGAGCACCUGGAGGUCUGUUCUCGAUCGGUCCACCCUCUCUGCUGCUGAUGCCUCACAUCUCUCCAGUAGAAGGUCAAGUCCAGCUAAAGUAUCGGCCAGCUCCGUGAAGUCCAGCCCUUCCCCAGUCAGGCCUCCCAGGCAGAGACCCAGCUGCAGCCCCGUCCGCCAGAGACCUCCAGCUGCCCACUCCACCCCACUACUGACCAGCAGCCACAGGGCAGCACAGAGCCCAGGGCUCAACCACUCCUCGCUGAAAGAGAGGUUUAAGCAGGGCCCCUCGAGUCCCUGUCGCUGGGAAGAGAUUCACAGACGGGUGGAGAAGAUCCUCAGGAGCCGAAACACAAGCUGCAAGCUCACCUUUGAUGAGGAUGAGGAUGAGGACGAAGACGAGGAUGUUGACAGCAGCGGUGGCGCUCCCUGCCGUGGGCCAGCGCUCCCCCGUGACAGACAGCGUCUCCAGGACAGUAGCGUAUCGGCGGCGGAAACAUCUGUCCACUUGGACGACGGGCAUUACUGGAGCUCCAGAGCGGCCGCCUACUCGGGGAAACCCCAUCGAGCCGUGUUCGAGGAGAGCAUGGGCCGGAUCUACAAGAACCUCUACAGAAACCUCUCCGACACUAGCUGAAGUGAAGGCACGGCACGGCACGGCACGGCAGCAUACAUCAGUGUAUUAUUAAGAUCGUUAUUGAAGGACGCACGGAUGCAGUUGCUACCCAUUUUCAGAAGUGCAUAAUGCGCCAUUCCUACUGGGUGGCAUUUAUACUUGAAAUUAGAGAAAGCCAAACCCAGAUACAAGCUAACAUGAAGGAAGCUAACAUGGAUUAUGAUAUGAAAGUGACAUAUUUUCUGUAUGUCAAAUGCUAGAUGGUGCUGGAUUCACCCCUGUAAGGCCCCUUUCUGUUUUCUUUUAUUUAAAAAAAAAAAAAAAU